Molecule: messenger RNA, 2901 nt
Organism: Megalops cyprinoides (Indo-Pacific tarpon)
Lineage: Eukaryota; Metazoa; Chordata; Actinopteri; Elopiformes; Megalopidae
Gene: slc18a2
Product: solute carrier family 18 member 2
Exons: 16
Coding region: 84-1649 (521 amino acids)
Biological process (GO): transmembrane transport; xenobiotic transport; aminergic neurotransmitter loading into synaptic vesicle
Cellular component (GO): synaptic vesicle membrane; terminal bouton
Molecular function (GO): serotonin:sodium:chloride symporter activity; xenobiotic transmembrane transporter activity
Source: RefSeq, a predicted model, not a curated record
GUUCCUUUUUCACGGUUGCAAUUGCAUAGGGAUUUUUCAAAUGUGCAUUUAAGAGUGAGAUCCUCUCCUUUUCGGAUUGUAAAAUGGGAGGAUUAGACACACUACGAGAAUUUAGUUUGCUGAGAUGGCUCAGAGAGGGAAGGCAAUCGAGGAGGCUGAUUCUGUUGAUCGUUUUCAUCGCGUUGCUCCUGGAUAACAUGCUGCUCACCGUAGUCGUUCCCAUCAUUCCCAGUUACCUUUACACGGUCGAUGACCAGGCGAUCACCACCCGGAACCACACACCCUCCCCGCACCCGCCUGUCGGUACUUUCCAAACCAUCGUGUCCCUCUACGACAACUCCACCAGGGUGGUCAGCGGCGCCCCGGGGGUCACCACACCGAGGCCACUCGCUCAGACGAUCCCGCCGUCCCCGCUGGCACCGGGGAACACCAGCAAAGUGGACACCGACUGCCCCAAGGGCAAUCAGGAGCUGCUGAACGAAAAUGUCAAGGUGGGGCUGCUCUUCGCCUCCAAGGCCACCGUGCAGCUGCUAACCAACCCUUUCAUUGGACCCCUCACCAACAGAAUAGGAUACCAGAUUCCCAUGUUCGCUGGGUUCUGCAUUAUGUUUGUCUCCACUAUCAUGUUUGCUUUCUCAGAGAGCUACACCCUGCUGUUUCUGGCCCGAUCUCUUCAAGGCGUCGGAUCCUCCUGUUCUUCUGUUGCUGGCAUGGGGAUGCUGGCUAGUGUCUACACGGAUGAUGAGGAACGAGGGAACGCCAUCGGGAUAGCGCUGGGUGGACUUGCCAUGGGAGUGCUGGUUGGGCCGCCGUUUGGAAGCGUGAUGUAUGAGUUUGUGGGAAAGACAGCCCCUUUCCUCAUACUGGCUGUACUUGCUGUACUAGAUGGGGCACUCCAACUCUUUGUUCUCCAGCCCUCAAAAGUGGAACCAGAGAGCCAAAAGGGGACUUCACUGCUGACACUCAUGAGGGAUCCAUACAUACUCAUUGCUGCAGGGUCCAUUUGUUUUGCAAACAUGGCGAUCGCCAUGCUGGAGCCAGCUUUGCCGAUCUGGAUGAUGGAGACUAUGUGCUCAAGAAAAUGGCAGCUAGGCGUCGCCUUUGUGCCAGCCAGCAUCUCCUACCUUAUUGGAACCAACAUCUUCGGCGUUCUCGCACACAAAAUGGGAAGAUGGCUGUGUUCUUUAAUCGGGAUGCUUCUCGUGGGGAUAAGCAUUCUCUGUGUUCCCUUUGCCAAAAGCAUCUAUGGACUGAUUGCACCAAAUUUCGGUGUUGGUUUUGCCAUCGGCAUGGUGGAUUCUUCUAUGAUGCCAAUAAUGGGUUACCUGGUGGAUCUGCGACAUGUGUCUGUUUAUGGAAGCGUGUAUGCCAUUGCAGACGUGGCUUUCUGCAUGGGCUUCGCCUUAGGCCCAUCGGCCGGGGGAGCCAUUGCCAGGAGCAUUGGAUUUCCGUGGCUGAUGACCAUCAUCGGCGUGGUGGACAUCCUCUUCGCCCCUCUCUGUUUCUUCCUCAGGAGUCCACCUGGAAAGGAGGAGAAAAUGGCUAUUCUAAUGGAUCACAACUGUCCUGUGAAGACCCGAAUGUACAACACUCAGGACAGCCAGCACUACCAGAUGGGUGACGACAUGGAGACGGAGAGCGACGAGUAGCCACAGGACAUGUACGUGACCUUCCAGAGUAUCUAUUUUCUCGUACAAAAAAAAAUCAAACAAACAAAAAAAGUAAAAAAAAAAUGGAGCUGUUUUCCGUGUAAAGGUCCCACCGAGUCAGUUUCCCCUCUGUGUCGUGUCAUGAUGUCGUACUGCUGAAAGUGAACCAAAGUCAUCCCUGUCGCCAGUCAUCACAAGCCACCAGCCUUACCCCACUGGAGCGUGCAAGCUUGGGCCACCACAGCCGGUCGUACAGUAGGGGCCGGGUGGGGGGGAGGGGGCGUCGUGAGAUGGCUGUGUUCGGAACGUUUGCGGAUGAGUUCAGCUCACGGGGCUCCUUCUCCUGUUAAAGCCUCCCUGGGUCCCUUCAGGACCAGAGGCGUCUUAGUCAGAAGACGAAGCAUAAAAUAAAAAAACAAAAUGGCCACGCUUUGGUUAAUAGACGCAUUGAAAUUUGUGUAGUUUACAGCCACAGCCGUGUUUGGAAAAGAACAAACUGUAACCAUCUGUUUGAGUCCCUUUGAUGUUCCUUUUGAAAGGGCCACCCUUUUGAUCAGGCACUUUAAACUCAUUCAGUGAAGGCACUGCGCAGUUUCACGUCACACUACCGGCUGAUUACCAUUGGAGAGGUACUGUAAUCUAAAGAGGUGAUUAUUUUUAUGCUUUAUUAUGUGUACUGUAGAGCACUGUGGAUUUUUACGUUGUAUGGAAAAGGUUUUGUGUAAACGUGAUAUAUCACAUCAUACAGUGCAUUUAACAGUAUGUGUGUGGGUAAGAAAACUGUUGAUAUACAGUAUAUAUAUAUUUUUUUUAUUUGAUUGCGUCGUAAGUGGCAAAAUCAUACUGUCAUAUCUUACCGUGAAAUAGGCCUUAAACAUUCUCUAUAAUUUCCAGGAUGAGGAGAGAUUUUUUAUGAUGGAUUUAUGUUGGGUUUUGUAAUGAUUUAAUAAUUGUCAGGAAAAAAAGUUUUGUUUGAGUAAAGAUGGCAUUAUAGACCAUUUUUGCAAGGUCUGGCUUAUCCAUGAUGAUCACAGAUAUCACUGUUUGAAUGUCGAAUGGCAUUGUUUGCAAACUUCUUUGGACUAUUUGUGUGUAUGGUAUUUAGCCAUAUUUAAUUUCCUUUGUACGGCUGUUGAGCUUGUAGACAUCCUCUGUAUUCCCAUGUAAAUAUAUUACCUCUGCAAAACUGUUUUCAUUUUCUCUAUUCAUGACCAUCAGAAAAACUAUGGAAUACCUUGAAUCAGCUUUAACA